Neofelis nebulosa (Clouded leopard) is the source of this 6963-nucleotide messenger RNA. It is a transcript of the gene THAP9, whose product is annotated as THAP domain containing 9. The coding region runs from base 139 to 2847 and encodes 902 amino acids. The transcript is spliced from 5 exons. Lineage: Eukaryota; Metazoa; Chordata; Mammalia; Carnivora; Felidae. The record is from RefSeq and is a predicted model, not a curated record.
GUAGGAGUCUUGCACCUUAAGAGCCCGCCUUUUCCGACAAAUAAAGGUCGUAGCCGCCGAAUCCACGGGCGGAGCUAAAUUUAUCACGAUUAAUGCUGUCGUAGGACCACCCAAAGUGGAGCCCCACGUAGCAAGAAGAUGACCCGAAGUUGCUCGGCAGUUGGCUGCAGCACCCGGGACACCGUGCUGAGCCGGGAGCGCGGCCUCUCCUUCCACCAAUUUCCAACUGAUACCAUACAGCGCUCAAAAUGGAUCAGGGCUGUUAAUCGUGUGGACCCCAGAAGCAAAAAGAUUUGGAUCCCAGGACCAGGUGCUAUACUAUGUUCCAAACAUUUUCAAGAAAGUGACUUUGAGUCAUAUGGCAUAAGAAGAAAGCUGAAAAAAGGAGCUGUGCCUUCUGUUUCUCUAUACAAGGUUCUUCAAGGUGUACACCUUAAAGGUAAAGCAAAACAGAAAAUCCUAAAACAGCCACUUCCUGAUAAUUCUCAAGAGGUUGCUACUGAGGACCACAACUACAGUUUAAAGAGACCUCUGACAAUUGGUGCAGAGAAACUGGCUGAGGUGCAACAGAUGCUACAAGUGUCCAAAAGAAGACUGGUUUCUGUGAAAAACUACAGGAUGAUCAAGAAGAGAAAGGGCUUACGACUAAUUGAUGCACUUGUCGAAGAGAAACUACUUUCUGAAGAAACAGAGUGUCUGCUACGAGCACAGUUUUCAGAUUUUAAGUGGGAAUUGUAUAACUGGAGAGAAACAGCUGAGUACUCCACAGAAAUGAAACAGUUUGCAUGUACACUCUACUUGUGCAGUAGCAAAGUCUAUGAUUAUGUAAGAAAGAUUCUCAAGCUGCCUCAUUCUUCCAUCCUCAGGACAUGGUUAUCCAAAUGCAAACCCAGUCCAGGCUUCAACAGCAACAUUUUUUCUUUUCUUCAGCGAAGAGUAGAGAACGGAGACCAGCUCUACCAGUAUUGUUCACUGAUAAUAAAAGGCGUAUCUCUCAAGCAACAACUUCAGUGGGACCCCAGCAGUCACCAUUUGCAAGGGUUUAUGGACUUUGGCCUCGGCAUACUUGAUGCUGAUGAAACGCCUCUUGCGUCCGAAACUAUUUUGUUAAUGGCCGUGGGUAUUUCUGGUCACUGGAGAACACCUCUUGGUUAUUUUUUUGUUAACAGGGCAUCUGGAUAUUUGCAGGCUCAGCUGCUUCGUCUUACCAUUGGCAAACUAAGUGACAUAGGGAUCACGGUUUUGGCCGUCACCUCUGAUGCUACAGCUCACAGCGUUCAGAUGGCAAAAGCGUUGGGAAUACAUAUUGACGGAGACAACAUGAAGUGUACAUUUCAGCAUCCCUCAUCUUCUAGUCAACAGAUUGCAUACUUCUUUGAUUCUUGCCACUUGCUCAGAUUAAUAAGAAAUGCAUUUCAGAAUUUUCAAAGCAUUCAGUUUAUUAAUGGCACAGCACAUUGGCAGCACCUUGUGGACUUAGUAGCCCUGGGGGACCAGGAAUUAGCAAACAUAGAAAGACUCCCAAGAAAACUUGCAAAUUUGAAAAACCACGUGCUGAAGACGAACUGUGCUGCCCAACUGUUCAGUGAGAGUGUGGCCAGCGCGUUGGAGUGCUUGCUAUCGUUAGGCCUGCCUCCUUUUCAAAACUGUAUUGGUACCGUCCAUUUUUUACGCUUAAUUAACAACCUGUUUGACAUUUUUAAUAGUAGGAACUGUUAUGGAAAGGGACUUAAAGGACCUCUACUGCCUGAAACUUAUAGUAAAAUUAAUCGCGUGUUAAUUGAAGCCAAGACAAUCUUUGUUACAUUAUCUGACGCUAGCAAUAAUCAAAUAAUUAAAGGUAAGCGAAAACUAGGAUUCCUGGGAUUUUUGCUUAAUGCUGAGAGCCUAAAAUGGCUCUAUCAGAAUUACGUUUUCCCAAAGGUCAUGCCUUUUCCGUACCUUCUGACUUAUAAAUUCAGUCAAGAUCAUCUGGAAUUAUUUCUCAAGACGCUUAGACAGGUAUUAGUAACCGGUUCUAACCCUACCUGUAUGGCAUUCCAGAAAGCUUACCAUAAGUUGGAGACCAGAUACAGAUCACAAGACGAAGCCUUUCUAAGUGAAGUAAGCAUCCUUGACAUUUCAGUUGCUCGAAGGACAGACUUGGCCCUUUGGACCGUUCAGCGUCAGUAUGGCGUCAGCGUCAUAAAGACUCUUUUUCACAAAGAGGAUAUUUGCCGAGACUGGUCUAAUUGUUCGCUAAGUGAGGCGUUACUAGAUCUGUCAGAUCACAGGCAAAAACUCAUCUGUUGUGCCAGUUAUGUUGCAAAUAAGUUAUCAGCUCUUUUAACUUGUGAGGAGUGCAUCAGUGCACUGUAUGCAUCAGAUCUCAAGGUUGCUAAAAUUGGGUCACUGUUGUGUGUUAAAAAGAAGAAUGGUUUACAUUUCCCUUCACAAAGUCUUUGUCAAGUCAUAAAUAUUUGUGAGCGAGUUGUAAGAACCCAUUCAAGAAUGACAGUCUAUGAACUACUUCCUAAACAGAGAGAAUUGUAUCUUCAGCAGAAAAUAUUAUGUGAGCUUUCUGGGCAUAUUUAUCUUUUUGUAGAUUUAGAUGAGCAUCUCUUUGACGGAGAAGUGUGUGCCAUCAAUCACUUUGUAAAGUUACUAAAGGAUAUAAUAAUCUGUUUCUUAAAGAUCAGAGGUAAAGAUGCAGCUCAGUACCCUUUAAAACACCAUUCAGAAAGAAUUGAAAUGAAAACUUUGCCAAGAAUACACUGGUCAUCAUUACAGGAUUACAGAUGUUCAAGUUUUGCUAAUACCAAUAAAUGCAGUCAUUUGUUAAGUAAUGAUGGAUAUCCAUUCAAAUGAGGGACCUAAAAUAUAUUAAAAUUUUCAUGAAAAAUUAUUGGUCAACAUUUAAAGUUCAACCUACCAUAUUUUAUAAAUUGACCAUUCUGCACAGUUGACAAGUUUGUAAUACUAGGAUUUCUAAUUAUGCGUAUUAUAAAAUCUGCUUGUACUUGGUAUGGUUUGCAACAUUUCAGUUACUCGGAAUGUAGAACGCAGUUAAGUCAGUAGGAACAGACCAGCCAACAGAUGCUGCCUUUGAAUAUACUACUAUAAGACUGAGUAGUAUGACUGGACAUACUUUUUAACUUGUUCAGUCUACUUUAAAACAAGAGAGAAUAACAACAACUAAGAGUCAUUAAAACAUUGACUUCUUUUAUAAAUAGACUACAUUCCCUAAAAGAGCUUUGGUUUACAGCUCUUAAGAAUGUUGACAGGAAAAAAAAAAAAAAAAGAAAAAGGAAUAUAAAACCUUGGAUGUAAUUUUUACUUACAUGUGAAAAUCUAGAUGUGGUUUGAAAAUUAGGCUGAGUUAAAAUAUCAAAUACCACAAAAUCCCUUUGCCAGGGUACCCUAAAAUGGAAAUACUUAGGCUUUAUCGGGCAGAAGGUAAGCACAUGAGCCAUGAGAUGGUUCCGUGUGCUGCAACGAAGUUGGGGAAUGUAGUCUGAGAAGUAAAUAGGAGAUGUCAUUUUCACAAUCCAUUGUCCUUGGACUUCAAAAUACUACUUUUGAAUAAUAGAGUGGAUACUUACUUGACUCCACUGGAAGAGCCCGAUGCUCAUCAGAGAAUGAGGAGAAGCCUUAUUUCAAGCUCUUCUGAAGUGUCGUGUUUUGCAGGGAGGCUGAAAUAUAUUUUCAGUGUUGAAUGAAUAAAGGGACUUCACACCAUCCAAUUAAUAAAUUAGAAAAAGAUGGGCAGUUGAGACAGUGGUUAUGAAAAUAUUUGUCUUAAUUAUAUGAUUAGUUUUUUCAGAAAUUUAGGAGAAGCUUAAAUGAUCUGAAGAUGGAAACAUACCUAAGGACAAUUUUCUCUAUUCUGUCACACCCAGACUUGAAAAGAUGAGUAGAAAAAUGUAGGUAUAUGUUGUACUUUCACAUAUGAGGAGUGUUUUAAAUGGAUAAAAGAAGAAACAAGCGCAUGAUUCCCCUAUGUGUGUAAAACAUCUACUCUUUGUAUGUGAAUAGUCAUGAAGUAUAAUUAAUAUGAAAACUUAAAAUUGCAAAAGAUUAAUGACUAGGCAAAACUUGAGUUUUAUUAACUGAAAUUCUCCUUAAAUUAUAUAUUUUGAUAUAUUUGUUUUGUUCUACCUCAAACAAAGGUUUAAGUUUGGAGAUGUAACCAGAGUUGUACUAAAUUUUAUGUAAGAGCUAUCGCUGAGAAGUCUCAAUAGUGUGGGUUGUAUUUGCAAUAGAAUUUUAGAUACACCAGGAUGAAUCUUAUUUAAAAGAAUCCUACUUGCAAAUCACCACCUUUAACUUAUUGCUUAUAUAAAUCCAAGUUUUGUCCAGAUCUUUACUUAAAACUAGGUUUAUGUCUGUAGGUGUCUCAUGUUCUUUGCUGUUGCAUUUUACUAAUGUACUAGUAUAUUCUGUAGUUUAGUGUUUUGCACUAUUUCUUUGAGUGCUGGAUAAAUUGGACAAAUAUUCACAACAGGAAUAUUUCCUUUACUGCCUUUUUAAAAUUUUUUUAACGUUUUUAUUCAUUUUUGAGAGACAGAGUGUGAGCAGGGAGGGGCAGAGGGAGGGAGGGAGACACAGAAUCCAAAGUAGGCUCCAGGCUCUGAGCUGUCAGCACAGAGCCCGACGCAGGGCCUGAACCCAUGAACUGUAAGAUCGUGACCUGAGCUGAAGUCCGACCCUUAACUGACUGAACCACCCAGGCACCUCUCCUUCACUGCCUUUAACAGUUAAUUGCUCUUGCCUUAGUGAAAGUAUUUCAAGUCUGAUACCAAGUUUACUUAACAUGAUAUGCUUUAUGGCAAAUUUUUAAAAUAAAUUAUUCAUAUUUGAUGAGGGUAAUUUACUUUAUAAUUUCCACUUAGCACCUUUGUCCUUUUUUCGUCAGAGAAAAACAUUCUCUUUAGAAAUUUAUCCUUCCUACAUUUCAACACAUAGAGCAGGAACAACUGGAUAUCCACAUGCAAAAGUAUUAACUCUAAAUGGGUCAAAGACCUAAAUGUAAUAGGUAAAAAUAUAAAACUCUUAGAAGAGAGCAAAUCUUUGAGACUUAGAUCAGGCAAUAGUUUCUUAAAUAUCACACCAAAAACAACAACAAAAUAUAAAUUGGACUUCACCAAAAAAACUACAAAAAAACUUUUACUUCGGAGGACACUGUCAAGAGACAACCCACAGAAUGGGAGAAAAUUUUUACUACUCACACAUCUGAUAAAGGACUUGUAUCUAGGAUAUACAAAGAACUCCUAUAACUCAAUAAUGAAGGACAAAUAACCCAGUUUGAAAAAUGGGUAAAGAAUGUAAAUAGACACUCUUCAGAGGAGAUAAUACAAAUGGCCUAUAAAAACAUGAAUAUGUGCCCAACAUCAUAAACCAUCUGGGAAAUGCAAAUCAAAACCACACUGAGGUAUCACUUUACACCCACUAGGAUGGUUAUAGUAAGAAAGUUAAUAGCAAGUGUUGACAAGAAUGUGGAGAAAUUGAAACCCUCUUACACUGUUGGUGGGAAUGCAGAUGCUUUGGAAAACAGCUUGGCAGCUCUUCAAAAGGUUGAACAGAGUUACCAUAUCACCUAGCAGUUCUACUGACAGGCAUAUAUAGAAUAUACCCAAGAGAAGUAAAAACAUGUCCAUGUAAAAAUUUGUACACAAAUUUCAUAUUAUUAUAGCUACAAAGUGAAAAAACCUAAAUGUCCAACUGAUGGAUAAAUAAAAAUAUGUUGUAUCCAUCCAAUGGGUAACAUAGUAAGUAUAUAUUAUGCUUAAUGACAAACUGCCAGAACUCUUUUUGUGAAAUAACUUCACCACUCUGCAUUCCAAUCAGGAAAUGUAUGAAACUUCCAGUUCCUCUCCUUUCUUCCCAGUACUUGGUAUGGCCAGGGUUUAGUUUUGAAUUAGCCAUUCUAAUAGGUGUGCAGUAAUAUUUCACUGUGGCUUUCAUUUCCAUUUUCCUAAUGGCUAAUGAUGCUGAGCAUCUUUUCAUAGGAUUAUUUGCCAUCCACAUAAUCUUAGGUGAAAGGUCUGUUGAAGUCUUUUGCCCCUCUUUUGGAAGGUUGGUUUUUUUUAUUGAGUGUUAAUUAUAUAUUCUGGAUAGAAGUGCAUUAUCUAAUGUGUUUUGCAAAUAUUUUCUGCCAGUCUGUGGCUUUUCUUACUGUGUUUUGAAGAGCAGACAUUAAUUUUGAAAAAUGCAUUUUAUCAGUUUUUAUCUUCUAGGGAUACUUCUUAGUUUCAUAUCUAAGAAAACGUUGCCUAACCCAAAGCCACAGAUUUUUCUUCUCAUGUUAUCUUCUAGGUAUUUGGUCGCUUUAGGGUUUUCAUUUUUAGGUUAUGAUCCAUUUUCAGUUCAUUCUGGUCUUUGGUAGAAGUUGAGAUUCAUAUUUUAUAUAUGGAUAUCCCAGCAGUGUUUGUUAAAAAGAUUAUUGUUCCCCGAAUUACCUUUGAGCCUUUGUAAGAAAUUGACCACAUAUAUAUGGGUCUACUUCUGGGCUCUGUUCUGUUCUAUUGAUCCAUUGGUCUAACAUUUCACCAGUACCACAAGUGACCUGAUGAGCCUUAUAUGAGCCUUGAAGUCAAGUAGGAGUUUCACCUUUGUUCGUUAUUCAGAAAUGUUUGGCUGUUCUAAUUGUACCUUUCUCUAUAUAUUGUUUAAUCAGCUUGUUGAUUUUUUACAAAGAUUCCUGCUGGGAUUUUGGCUGGAGCUUUGGCAAAUCUAAAGAUCAAUUUGGAGAGAAGUGAUAUCUUCAUAGUAUCGAAUGUUCCAAUUCACAAACAUGGUAGAUCUCUCCUUUUUUAAGGUCUUCUCUGAUUUUAUCAAUGUUUUCUACACUUCACCUACAGAUCUUGUAUAUAUCUGUUACAUUUCACAUUUUGUGGUGCUAUGCUAAUUGUAAAAAUUUGUUUCUAAAUGUUCGUUGCUACUAUGUAAAAAUACAAUUUUACAUAUUGACUUUGCUUAAACUCA